GAUUAUAAAGGACAGAAACUGGCGGAGCAGAUCUUUCAAGGAAUCAUACUUGUCUCAGCGGUGAGUGGCCUGUCAAACAUACAUAAUAUAAAUUGACUUUUCAGUAUGUGUUGAGUUUUUACACUAGGCUAACCCCUUGCAUUACCCUCCAGGUGAUUGGAUUCGCGUAUGGCCUCAUCAUUGAACAGUUUGGGUGGACUGUGUACAUAGUGUUAGGAGGUUUCGCUUUGUCUUGUUUGGUGAGUUAAGUUUCAUUCCAUCCUCCCUGUAUAUGUGUAUUUUACUUUGUUUCAGUUGUGCCAAGCAGAAAAUGUUGCACUUGUGCAAAGAGUGCACCCACAAACCCACGUUGACUCCAAUCUGCAUUUACGGGACCCAAACUUUUAACUCUCUUCUGAUUUACAUUUUACAUCUCCUCACCAUCUCUCCCUCAUCCUAUGUCUCCUCUCCCUCACCACCACCUUCUCGGUCUCAGCUGACCCUGCCCCCCUGGCCCAUGUACAGACAGAACCCCCUCUCCUGGCAGCCAGCCCUAUCAGAGACUACGGGAGAAACCCAGCAAAAGCCUCAGGAGAGUCUGAAGAAGAAGAAGCACAAGUAG
This is a messenger RNA of Coregonus sp. 'balchen', 601 nucleotides long. The record is from the annotation of a GenBank genome assembly. Lineage: Eukaryota; Metazoa; Chordata; Actinopteri; Salmoniformes; Salmonidae.